Molecule: messenger RNA, 2338 nt
Organism: Triticum aestivum (bread wheat)
Lineage: Eukaryota; Viridiplantae; Streptophyta; Magnoliopsida; Poales; Poaceae
Product: protein STRUBBELIG-RECEPTOR FAMILY 5
Exons: 16
Coding region: 182-2209 (675 amino acids)
Biological process (GO): protein phosphorylation
Molecular function (GO): ATP binding; receptor serine/threonine kinase binding; protein kinase activity
Source: RefSeq, a predicted model, not a curated record
CUCGCCGCCCGGCCGGCGCCAUCUUCCUCCCGCCCUCGCUCGCGCCUCCCUCCCAAUUUUAGAAACCCACAUCCACAUGCCCAGGCGCCAUCUCCGCCAUGAGCGAGAGGAGGAGAGGUGACCUCCUCCUGCAUGCCCCCAGACACGCCUCCCUCCCUCGCUUGGUCCCCGUCCACCCGCCAUGGCCCGUCCACGGCGGCAGGUGCCCGGCGGCCUCGCCGCCCUCCUCCUCCUCUCCGCGGUGGUCGCCGUCGCGGCGGCCAAGACCGACCGGGCCGACGUGGAGGCGCUGAACGUGCUCUUCACCAGCAUGCACAAGCCGUCCAAGCUGGACAACUGGAAGGCGGACGGCGGCGACCCCUGCGACGACGACGACGGCUGGAGAGGGGUCGACUGCAGCGACAAUUCCGUCACCAAAAUUGACCUGUCAGGGCUCGACCUCACCGGCAACCUCGGCUUCCAGCUGUCCAGCCUCAAAUCGGUAACCAAAUUCGAUGUGAGCGACAACAAGCUCAGCGGCGAGAUCCCCUACUCGCUCCCACCCAACCUGGUUCAGCUAAACCUGCAAGGGAAUGCGUUUACCGGCGGGAUUCCCUAUUCGGUAUCUCAGAUGUCUGAUCUAGAGACACUAAACGUCGGAAGCAAUCACUUAAACGGGCAGUUAACGGACAUGUUUACGCAACUUCCAAAGCUCUCGACAAUGGAUCUCUCUGACAACCGCCUCUCCGGUAACCUGCCCCAGAGUUUCCAGCACCUCACAGGCCUCAAGACACUGAACUUGGAGAGCAACCAGUUCACUGGCGAUGUCGACGUUCUGGCCAAACUUUCUUCUCUGGAGGAUCUGAAUCUGCAGAACAACAAGUUCACCGGGUGGAUUCCAAGUAAACUGAAAAAAAUCGACAGCCUCAAGACUGGUGGGAACCAGUGGUCAUCCGGGUCGGCUCCUCCUGGCAUGGAGAAGGGGUCUUCGGCGGGAGCCUCAUCGAGCAAAGAGAGUGACGUCGGGGUCAACGGUUUCUUUAUCGGAGCAAUGGUCAUAGCUGUGCUCCUUGCAGCUGUUAUUCUCUUGACAGUGUUACAGAUGAAGCGAUCCUCUCCCGUCUCGUCUCAUUACUACAUGGACGAGUCAGGCCAUUCUUCAAUAAUCAGCAUGAAGCCGCUGGAGAAAUCGACGUCGAUUGACAGUGUAACACUGCCUUCUGUGCCUUACAAGACGAUGAACGACAACAAGUUUAACAUGCUAAACAAUUCUAGGCGGAUCUUGGAACCGAUCAGCCUGGUGACCUACUCAUCGUCAGAGCUACAAGCGGCCACUGGCAACUGGCACAGUAGCAGGAUAAUAGGCCAGGGAAUGGUCGGUCGGGUUUACAAGGCGAAAUAUGCCAACGGACAGGUGCUGGCUAUCAAGAAGUUUGAUCCGCUGAGCUUCUCGGAGAGAAGCGACUUUGUGGAGCUUGUCACCUGCAUUUCCAGGCUGCGCCAACCGAGCAUCUGUGAGAUUGUGGGCUACUGCGCGGAGCCCGGGCACUACAUCAUGGUGUAUGAGCACCAUAUGAACGGGUCCCUCCAUGAGUUCCUGCAUUUGUCAGACGAUUACAGCAAGCCUCUCACCUGGGAUACCCGCGUUCGGAUCGCUCUCGGUACAGCUCAGGCUCUGGAGUACCUGCAUGAAAUCUGCUCGCCUCGGAUCAUCCACAAGAACAUAAAGUCAUCCAAUGUCUUGCUCGACGCCGACCUCAACCCUCACCUCUCCGACUGCGGCCUCGCAUUCUUCUACGAGGAUCCAAACGAGAGCUUGGGGCCAGGGUACAGUCCCCCGGAGUGCACAAGGCCAUCGGGUUACACGAUGAAGAGCGACGUGUACAGCUUUGGUGUGGUCAUGCUCGAGCUAUUAACCGGCCGGAAGGCCUACGAUAGCUCAAAGCCGAUAAAUGAGCAGUCCUUGGUCAAGUUUGUGACGCCGCAGCUCCACGACAGUGACGCCCUGGGAUCGGUGGCAGACCCGGCCCUGCGCGGCCUGUACCCACCCAAGGCGCUGUCCCGCUUCGCCGACGUGAUCGCCCGCUGCACCCAGUCUGACCCGCAGCUCCGGCCGCGCAUGUCGGAGGUGUCGCAGGAGCUCACCAGCUGCGUCCAGCGCAGCGCCAGCAGCAGGAGGGGUGGCUUCCUCUACAGCGCGUCGAUGCGCAGCGACGUCUCGGAUUGGUGAUGCCCGUCCAUCUGAACAUACUUACUAGAACAGCGUAUGAGGGUAAGCAACACUGGUUAAGCUAGACAAUGUAAAAAGUGAGUGUAUGUGAGUGUGGGUGCUGCAUUUUUCUACUGUAGUGAAAUGUGU